Molecule: messenger RNA, 1145 nt
Organism: Chondrus crispus (carragheen)
Lineage: Eukaryota; Rhodophyta; Florideophyceae; Gigartinales; Gigartinaceae
Exons: 3
Coding region: 1-915 (304 amino acids)
Cellular component (GO): nucleus
Molecular function (GO): chromatin DNA binding
Source: RefSeq, a predicted model, not a curated record
AUGAGCUUGCGGGAUGAUCCAUCGAGACUGUCGUCAACGUCUGCCGACCUAAUUACUGAGGCAGGAGAAGAUGAUGUUUACAUCAACCCAGCCAAGUAUGGCCGUCGACUAAAAAAAUCUUCUUCUACUAGAGCAAAGACCAAGCGAACAUCUUCGUCAUACGACGAGUUACAGACACCCAAGCGGCAGCGCCCGUCUCGAGCGUGUGUCACAACGACGCCGAAGUCUGAAGACGCUAAAAUCCCAGUGGAUGCGAAGAGAACCGAGGAUGCAAAGAUGCCUGAGGAACUAAGGAAGCCUUCCAGCCGUUCAGUACCAGCCCAGCAAAGUAGAAGCAAGACAAAACCGACGAAAACUCGGAGCGCAUCCGUGAAAGUAGAGAAGGCUACUCCCGCUUACAAGAAUGCGGCACACGCUGUGAAGGAGAAGAGGUUGUGGCAUUCAAUUUUGCAGCAUCCGGUUUCUCUGGAAGAGUUUCAGGCUGAAGAUGAUUCGGAUGAGGACAGGGAGGAGGAAUAUGAGUGGAGACUGCACCUCGCUGACGAUGAAGUCGAAGAGUUUGAGGACACUCUCCCGGUUGAAAAGCUGUUGAUGAAUCUAUGGAAUCAGUUUUUGGUCAUGGAUUAUCACGCGUACGCUGAUCACAGGGUGGCCCCGGCUUGCAACGCUUUUGCUAAGAAAUACCGGCGUAUCAUUCAGAAGUUCAAUCUCGAGGUUACAUUUUUGCGACAUCUCACUGAGCUAGGACGCAUAGGUCUGCUUGAUUCCGAUGCGAUUUGCGAUACUGGAAUGAUUCUAAGAAAUCGCGAUACAGAACCAGUGAAGGAGGAGGAAGGUGCACGUUUUUUGUUUGCGGAACGCAUCAUCCGGCAAGCUGACGAGGAAGCGGGAAAAAAACGGACCCAAAAGAUCUAAAAAGUCUUUAUGGGGCAUAACAGCCGGCAUGCGAUUGCUGCUGUUUGCAUCCCCAAUACUGAAUGUGAGAUUCUACCGCGACCUUUUCAGCCGCGCUCAAGACUGGUAGUCAACAGUCAGGACCUUGUCCCUAGACGGCUCAUUCCGAAGUCGAUGUGUCGCCUGAGCCAGGUCCUGAACUACCGCGCCCUUACAGAGUCUACGAAGCUUGAGUAAACACAUGUGCCGAU